Molecule: messenger RNA, 909 nt
Organism: Kwoniella botswanensis
Lineage: Eukaryota; Fungi; Basidiomycota; Tremellomycetes; Tremellales; Cryptococcaceae
Product: dTDP-4-dehydrorhamnose reductase
Exons: 10
Coding region: 1-909 (302 amino acids)
Biological process (GO): S-adenosylmethionine biosynthetic process
Cellular component (GO): methionine adenosyltransferase complex
Molecular function (GO): methionine adenosyltransferase regulator activity
Source: RefSeq, a predicted model, not a curated record
AUGACAAAGAAAACAGUCGUAGUCACAGGCGCAUCGGGUUUACUUGGUCGAGCGGUAGUUUCCCACUUCCAAGCUCAAGGUGAUGAAGUGAUCAAACUUGCCAACUCUCGAGCUAAGAAAGAUGCAAGUUACACUAAACUAGAUUUAAUGGAUAAAGAAGCUGUGAAUGGGUUCUUCCAGACUCAUCCUACUAUAGAUGGUGCCGCUGAAAGAAGACCAGACGUUGCUGAGGCCGAUCCAGAAAAAGCAAGCAAGAUCAACGCGGAGGUUCCAGCACAUUUGUCAGCCCUAGCGAACCAGCGAAAGUUCCUCUUGAUCUACAUCUCAACGGAUUACGUGUUCAAUGGUAAAAAUCCACCUUACGAGGUAGACGCUCAACCUGAUCCUCUGCAGAUGUAUGGCCGACAGAAGCUGGAUGGUGAGAAAGCUGUAUUGGCGGAGAGGGAGAAAGGUGCGGAGGUGACUGUGUUACGAGUUCCUAUCUUAUAUGGUCAAACUGAGUAUAAUGCUGAAUCAGCCGUUAAUAUCUUGCGAGAUGUGGUUGAAGAUCAGUCGGGAAAACAGUACAAGAUGGAUGCCUAUCAAGUUAGGUUCCCUACGAACGUCGAAGACGUAGCUAGGGUGUUAUACGAUUUAUCACACCUCGAUAAACCCCUUCCUUCAAUCCUUCAUUACGCCACUCCUUCACCUGCUCUUACCAAAUACGAUAUGACGCAACUGAUUGCUCAACACCUCAACCUUCCCAUUGAUCAUAUAAUCAAAGAUACCAAUAAGCCUGGUCCUGAUGCUACACCUCGUCCGGAGAAUACUCAAUUAUCUACCAAAGCAUUGAAAGAGCUCGGUGUGGAUGUAGGGGAAAGGAAGAGUUUCGGGGACUGGUGGGGUGAUUAUAUAGCUGAAGGCAAAUGA